CCUGACGUGCUUGACAGUCCGUAGCCGGCGCCGAGUCAGCUGGUUUUGGAAUUGCGCUGCGUGCCUGCGGGUUGGGGUUCUCUGGUCCCGCCGGCCCCGCCGCAGCCAUGUCGUUCUUCCCGGAGCUUUACUUCAACGUGGACAAUGGCUACUUGGAGGGACUGGUGCGCGGCCUAAAGGCUGGUGUGCUCAGCCAAGCCGACUACCUCAAUUUGGUGCAGUGCGAGACGCUCGAGGACCUGAAGCUGCACCUGCAGAGCACUGACUACGGUAACUUCCUUGCCAAUGAGGCAUCACCACUGACAGUGUCAGUCAUCGAUGACCGGCUCAAGGAGAAGAUGGUGGUAGAGUUCCGCCACAUGAGGAACCAUGCCUACGAGCCACUCGCCAGCUUCCUGGACUUUAUUACUUACAGCUACAUGAUUGACAACGUGAUCCUACUCAUCACGGGCACGCUGCACCAGCGCUCUAUCGCCGAGCUUGUGCCCAAGUGCCACCCACUAGGCAGCUUUGAGCAGAUGGAGGCCGUGAACAUUGCGCAGACACCUGCUGAGCUCUACAAUGCUAUUCUGGUGGACACACCCCUGGCGGCUUUUUUCCAGGACUGCAUCUCAGAGCAGGACCUCGAUGAGAUGAACAUUGAGAUCAUCCGCAAUACGCUCUACAAGGCCUACCUGGAAUCCUUCUACAAGUUCUGCACCCUACUGGGCGGGACCACAGCUGAUGCCAUGUGCCCCAUCCUGGAGUUUGAAGCAGACCGCCGCGCCUUCAUCAUCACCAUCAACUCCUUUGGCACAGAACUGUCUAAAGAGGAUCGUGCAAAGCUCUUUCCACACUGUGGGCGGCUCUACCCAGAGGGCCUGGCCCAGCUGGCUCGGGCUGAUGACUACGAACAAGUCAAGAACGUGGCUGACUACUACCCGGAGUAUAAGCUGCUCUUUGAAGGAGCAGGGAGCAACCCCGGAGACAAGACCCUGGAGGACCGAUUCUUUGAGCAUGAGGUGAAACUGAACAAGUUGGCCUUCCUGAACCAGUUUCACUUUGGUGUCUUUUACGCCUUUGUGAAGCUCAAGGAGCAGGAGUGUCGCAACAUUGUAUGGAUUGCCGAGUGCAUUGCCCAGCGUCACCGCGCCAAGAUCGACAACUAUAUCCCCAUCUUCUAGUGCCCUGGCCCAAGGCUCCCCAUAAGUGUGUGUGUGUCUGUGCUGUGACCGAGGCUCCAGCUCACCUGCCUGUUCUGGGGGUAGCACAUUGUCUUAGUGGCUGCCCAGUUUCCCUGACACUCUGCUCUUGGGCCUGAAAAGAGGCUGAGUACCUGUUCUCCCCACCAAGGAUGGAUGGACCAAGGCCCCACCUCCAGAUCAAGGAGGCCCCUCAGUCCUGUUUACAGCCACUGACAUGUCUGAGAAGCAUGUGGUCACUUUUGUGUCCUUCCCUAACCUGAGAAUCACUGGGGGCAACAUGAGCCUCCUCUCUCCUUUAUGGGUCAACCCCAGAGACAUGGCCCAGGGGAAGGAUAGUGUGUGUCUUUGAGGCAUGGGGGUGCAUCCCCCUCCUUCAGCUCUGCCCUUCAACAAUAAACUGCCCUCUCCAAACCUG
This is a messenger RNA of Pteropus alecto (black flying fox), 1599 nucleotides long. RefSeq names its product ATPase H+ transporting V0 subunit d1 (gene ATP6V0D1). Bases 108 to 1163 code for a protein of 351 amino acids. Gene Ontology annotation, biological process: vacuolar acidification; proton transmembrane transport; vacuolar transport. Gene Ontology annotation, cellular component: vacuolar proton-transporting V-type ATPase complex; proton-transporting V-type ATPase, V0 domain; lysosomal membrane. The record is from RefSeq and is a predicted model, not a curated record. Gene Ontology annotation, molecular function: proton-transporting ATPase activity, rotational mechanism. The transcript has 8 exons. Lineage: Eukaryota; Metazoa; Chordata; Mammalia; Chiroptera; Pteropodidae.